Messenger RNA from Solea senegalensis (Senegalese sole), 6279 nucleotides. It is a transcript of the gene ift140, whose product is annotated as intraflagellar transport 140 homolog (Chlamydomonas). Gene Ontology annotation, molecular function: protein binding. Bases 613 to 4944 code for a protein of 1443 amino acids. The transcript has 30 exons. The record is from RefSeq and is a predicted model, not a curated record. Gene Ontology annotation, biological process: intraciliary retrograde transport. Gene Ontology annotation, cellular component: intraciliary transport particle A; axoneme; ciliary basal body. NCBI's taxonomy places the organism in Eukaryota, Metazoa, Chordata, Actinopteri, Pleuronectiformes, Soleidae.
AUACUACUACUAGCACCGCUUCCUCUUGUGAAAUAAAUGUGCUCAUCUGUGUGUUCCCAAGCACGGAAACAUUUUGAAAUGGGCAUUUGUUUAUACUUUCUUUUUUUAAGUAGGAAUGAUCUAGGUGAGGAUUUAAAUGACCUAGUUAUAGAUAAAACACACGUUUCACUUUCACUGAACGGCUUGUAUAAAAUAUUAAUUAAGAAUUAGAUUUAAUCUGCUUCAAAAUUGUUGGAAAACAAUUAUCUGCACCCUGUACAAACUUUGUACAACAAUUGUGUAAUUGUGUAUCUGUUGAAUCAAAGUGUAUAUUUUUUGCAAUUGUUUAAUUAACCAAAUGAAUGUUAUUUUCAGUUAAAAGAUGUUUUCGACCUUGUUUCCAACAGGAGUUUCGACACAACUCGGCAUGUGCUCGUUGUUUUCCGUAAUCCCUCUUCCUGUCCAGUCGUAGAGGUUGUCAGGGGCAACUAAAAGAGACGCUUUACGCUUACGGUGUUGGUUACAUGGCCACACUGUAAGUUACGGUCGGUGUUUUAAACCGUUUCUGGUUUCUGAAAACUCAACUCGGCCUUCGAGUGAAGGAGACGACGGUGAUAGAGCAGCACCGAGGACAUGGCGGUGUAUUUUGACCACCGCAUUGAGGCUCCUGAAAGCAGUGCUGUGCCCUCUCACUUGACCUGGCACCCGGCUCUUCCUGUCCUCGCUGUGGCCUCAAGCAGCCCCACUACUGGAGGCAAUGUAGACCUCUAUCUGCAGCAGGGUGAACAUGUGGAGAGCUGCCACGUCCAACGUCCACACCAGCCCACGGUGCUGCGCUGGCAUCCCACGAAGCCGGUGUUGGCGCUGGGCUGGGAGAACGGAGAGGUCACGCUGCUGACUCACCCAUCAGGAGAUCAAACCGUGCUGCCGAGCGUACACGCAGCCUGCAUUACACUGCUGGAGUGGAGCAGCUUUGGCAGCCGCUUAGUGACCGGGGAUCAGGCUGGAGCUCUGGCCGUAUGGAAGGUCGACGCCAGAGGAAGAUUUCAAGGAAACCAUCUCGUAAAGCACGAAUACCACAAACCUUUAACCUGCUGCAUCUUCAGACCUGUCUCGCCUGGGGUUGAUGUAGCAAUGUUAGCGCGAUUGUCAGUGAGUGGAGACGAAAAUGCCCUGGACAUGUUCAGCUGGAAGGGAGCGCCGCUCAAGAUCGGCCCACAAGAGGGACUGGGGUUUUACGUCAGCACUAUUGACGGUACGGUCCACAGUGUGGAUGAGCAUUGUAAGACCAGCACACUUCUCAGUGUCGAGGGUGCAAUCAAGAAACUGUUCUACCUCCAUAAGAAAGAGGCGCUCGCUGUGAUCACAGACACUCUGACGCUAUCGCAGUACACCCUGAGACCUGAGGGAGGAGCCCAGGAAUUAAUGAAGGUGAAGUUGAGCAGCAAGACUGGACAGAAUGUGGACAUCGUGUGGACAGAUCACAGUCUUCUCGUCACAGCGACGGGCGAACACAUCAUCAGGCUGUGGGACCUGGAGCGAGAUGAAAACUACGUGUUGUCCCUGGACGAAACGCUGGGGUUCGAGAAGGGAGAGCUGAUCAACUGUGUGUCAUACUGUGCAGGAAAAGAAGUCCUGUCAGCCGGCACGAGCCGUGGACGUAUAGCUGUGUGGAGGACGGUGGCUCAGCCGAGCAGCAGCAGAGGAGACACCGGCGUCCAGUGGAAACUACAGACGCCCACAGAAAUACAGGGAAACGUCACUCAGUUACAGUGGGGCUCCAGCCUGAAUCUCUUGGCCGCCAACAACUCAAACACGGUGCUCAUCCUGUGCGAGCAUGUGAUGUCGGCGCACUUCAGCCAGCAGCUGGCGGCGGUGCAACUCACCCCGACCCAGCUCAGCAUCAGUCAGUUCACCACGGACACACACCUGGCUCUGCAGGCUGACAUACACAUCAAGGGAGUGUGUGUGACUAAGGACUCGGUGACGGUGUGGAGCGGCAAGCAGGUCGUCGUCUACGAGCUUUCAGGGACAGCGCUGCGCCACACAGGAUCGUUUCCAUGUGACUCUCACGUCGUGGCUGCACACGACGAGAACCUCUACACUGUUGAACCUAACCGGGUACAGAUCCGCACUCCACAGGGCACCGUGAAGCAACUGUUGACUUUCUCCAAGGCAGAGGGAAACCCCGUGCUGCUGAGUGUGUGCCAGGCGUACCUGGUGGUCGGCACAGACACGGCACACAUCAGAGUCUUUGACCUCUCGCGCAGAGAUGCCAAAGCUCACUGCAGCACUAAGAAUCUGGCGGACCAGAUUGCCAAUCUGGGUGCACUGAGGUCAGUCAAGUGUAACGCCAACGGCAGCCAAGUCAGCAUCUUAAUCUCUCAGGUUAAUGGGCGACCGGACCAGAAAGUGUACUUCUAUGACGUAGAAAUGGACACGGUGACGCACUUUGACUUCUUCACUGGCAGACCAUCGAGUGGUCUGUCACAUCUCGAAGACAGUGAAAGGCAGCUGUUCCAGGGGACGGAGCUCAGCGGCCGCUGCCCCGUGUCCCAUUACUGGGAUGAGAGUGAACCUCGUCUGUUUGUGUGUGAAACAGUGCCAGUCGGCUCUGAAUCAACAUCGUCCAGCUCUGUGGAUAUGGUGGACGUGUCUGUGGUGACACUCUUCUGUACACAGGAGCAUGGGCUGCUCCUUCAGGACUGCUAUCCCAAGCCCGCAGGCCUGCAGGCCUUCCUCGCUCUAGAUGUGCCCUACUAUUAUUUCAGCUGCAAGCCUGGUGAGCGGGAACCAGAGGUUGCAGCACCUCAGCGUCAGACGCAGCCGCCGAAGGGAGGAUCGGCGUCGUUCCCUCACAUGGUGUCCAGGAGAGCUCUCAGGGACUUUGUGGGCCUGGAGAACUGUGAGAAGGCCACGCGCGACGCCAUGCUCAACUUCAGCUUCUACCUCACCAUCGGAGACAUGGACGAAGCUUUCAAGUCCAUCAAGCUCAUCAAGAGCAAAGCAGUAUGGGAAAACAUGGCCCGGAUGUGUGUGAAAACCUGCCGACUGGAUGUGGCACACGUGUGCCUCGGGAAUAUGGGAAACGCCAGGGCAGCAAAAGCACUGCGGGAGGCGGAGACUGAGCCUGAGCCAGAAGCACAAGUGGCGAUGUUGGCCAUUCAGCUCGGCAUGCUGGAAGACGCUGAAAAGUUGUACAAGUCCUGUCACCGCUGCGACCUUCUGAACAGUUUCUACCAGGCCUCUGGUCAGUGGCAGAAAGCACUAGAGACGGCGGAAAUCCACGACCGCAUCCACCUGCGCACCACCUACUACAGUUACGCCAAAUACCUGGAGUCCAUCGGCAACAAGAGUCUGGCUAUUGCAUACUAUGAGAAUUCAGACACACACAGGGCUGAAGUACCCAGAAUGCUCCAGGAAGACGUGUCGUCUCUGGAGGUUUAUGUCAACAAAAUGAAAGACAAGAGCAUCUACAAGUGGUGGGCCCAGUAUUUGGAGAGCCAGUCCGACAUGGACUCAGCGCUGCAUUAUUAUGAAUGUGCUCAGGAUUAUCUCUCUCUGGUCCGAGUCCACUGCUACAUGGGCAACAUCCAGAAGGCGUCUGAGAUCGCUAAUAACACGGGCGACAGAGCGGCGUCGUACCACCUGGCCAGAAACUACGAGGGUCAUGAUGAUAUUAAACAGGCCGUCCACUUCUACACACGAGCACAGGCGUACAACAAUGCCAUCCGGCUUUGUAAGGAGAACGGUCUGGACGACCAGCUGAUGAACCUGGCUCUGCUCAGUAACCCAGAGGACAUGAUGGAGGCCGCCUGCUACUACGAAGAGAAGGGCACGCACAUGGACCGAGCCGUCGCCCUCUACCAUAAGGCUGGUUAUGUGUCCAAAGCUCUGGAGUUGGCCUUCACCACACAGCAGUUUGCUGCACUCCAGUCGAUCGCCGAGGAUCUGAACGAGAAAGCAGACCCGGCUCUCCUGGAACGCUGCUCAGACUUCUUCGUUACACAUUCAAAGUAUGAGAAGGCUGUGGAGUUACUGGUCACGGCGAAGAAGUACCCUCAAGCCCUGGAGCUGUGCGUGGCCCAGAACCUGACGAUCACAGAGGAGCUGGCCGAGAGAAUGACUGUGACCGAUUCAAAGGAUUUGUCUGAAGACGCCCGCAAGGACCUGCUGGAGAGGAUCGCUGACUGCUGCAUGCGUCAGGGCAAUUACCACCUGGCUACCAAGAAGUACACACAGGCGGGCAACAAGCCCAAGGCCAUGAGGUCACUCCUGAAGUCGGGCGACACCGAGAAAAUCAUCUUCUUUGCCAACGUUUGUCGUCAGAAGGAGCUUUUCAUCAUGGCUGCCAACUAUCUGCAGUCUCUGGACUGGCGUAAAGAUCCAGAAAUCUUGAAAACUAUCAUUAGUUUUUACACUAAAGGCAGGGCACCGGACCUGCUCGCUGGCUUCUAUGAAGCCUGUGCUCAGGUGGAGAUCGACGAUUACCAGAACUAUGAAAAGGCGUUAGACGCUCUCACCGAAGCUGCCAAGUGUCUGUCAAAGUCAAAGGACUCCUCACACGGACAGCAUGAAGUACGACUGGCUGACCUGCAGCAUAAGGUCGUCCUCAUCAAGAAGUUUGUCCAUGCACGCAGGUUGUACGCGGAGAAUCCUGGCGAGGCUGUGCAGAUAUGUGAAGCUCUGCUGGACGAGCCGGAGUUAGACCCCGCUGUCAGGAUUGGCGAUGCGUUUGGUUUCCUGGUGGAACACCACUGUCAACAAGGCAACUUCCAAUUGGCCUACAAAAAGCUGGAGGAGCUCCAGAAGCUGCUGCCAUCCCAGAACGUUAGGUACUACAUUAGCCAGGCGAGUCUCGCAGCCCUGCAGAAGAGUUUGGGCGUGUCCUUAGAGCGAGGUGACACCAGGCGCAUUGUGAAGGAGGAGGAGGAUGAAGUCGAGGAGGAUUUAGACAUGCCUUAAACAUCCGUAUAUUAUGUUUAUCUUUAAACUAAACGCAUGACAGAACCACAGUCAAGUCACAAGUCUUUUAUUUUGUGACCCUGUCAUCUCAUUAACUGCAAUACAGGUUGUUAAAGGUGGGAGCGUUCUAUGUAAGUAUGUAUAUAUACACACAUGCAUGUACAUUUGUACUUGUGUUCAAAGGAAAUAUAUGUAUAUACUGUAUAUUUAUAUCUGUAGCUAUGAAUUCUCUUUCAUUUCUAUCCACUAUAAUGAGAAAUUAUACUUUGUAAACUGCAGAAAUGUGCCUUACUUCCUUCAAGGUCAUCAGACGCCUACAUGUGACCUUGUUGUCGAUGUGCCUGUUAUGUUUACUGAUUUUCUUUUUUUUUUUCUUUUGUAUGCCUUUUGGAACAAAAAAGACAAUACACAGAUUUGUCAAGAAAUGUCUUAGAUGUAUCUUUUUAAAAAUAUUUAGCAGAUUAUACCGUAUGUAAAGUACCGUAUGUAUGUUGUUUCUUUCUUUAAGUGUGUGAAGAGGCUGCGUUUUGAAUAUGCAGGAGUGUGCUACGCUUUCUCAAACGUGUCGGGCAGCACAUGGCCUAGUGGAAAGGGAAGUUGGGGAACAUCUGAACAUGUAGAUCACUUUGACAGCAGGUGUUCUGCUGUGACGGCCGCUAGAAAGGGAGAAGCCAAAAAAUGCCUUCUCCUAUGUUUUCAACCAUUUACCCGUACAUUUUGAAGGCAUAGAAAUCCAUAAAAUCCAUAGAAGUACGCAUAUUUAUAUUCAAGGUAACUGACUGAUUUCAUUGUGGUUACCCUUUGAUUGACGUCAUCCACUCUUCCUGUCCUUCCAUGGAGGCUUUACAGAACAUUUGAAUUAAAUGACACUGCUCCUGUGCCACUUAUAAAAUGAAAGUAAAUAAAUUCACAACCACAUUUGUACACAGAAACUUCAGGGGCAAAUGUAACAUUAGCAAGAGGAAGGAAAUAUUCAGUCCUUAAUUAUUCUUGCCAGUGUUUGACUCAUGAUUUAUUUAACCUUCUUUUUAAUAGAAGGAUAGAAGGAAACCCCCUCUUUUGAACUUUUGACAAAAACAGCGAUGGAGCGCGACUCUUCGUUAGCAUGGUCUGUGUGUCCUCAUUCAACAGUUCACCUCACUCAUGACGUCAUCAACUUAUUACUUAUUGUGUUAGUGUUUUAAGAAAGCGAUGCCCCACGGUCAAGAAUGCACUUAACUGCGAUAAGUUUCCCUUAAGCUUGACACUUGAUCACCUGACCUAGCAUUAUCUACCUAGCAUUUUAAACAAGACACAUUUUACAUGUCAGUGAAUAAAGAGGCCACAUAUCUCACA